GGCGGAGGUCACCAUGGCGGCGUCCCUGGCUCGGCUGGGUCUGCGGUCGGUCAAGCAAGUUCGGGUUCAGUUUUGCCCUUUCGAGAAGAACGUGGAGUCGGCGAGGACCUUCCUGCAGGCGGUGAGCAGCGAGAAGGUUCGCUCCACCAACCUCAACUGCGCCGUCAUUGCGGACGUGAGGCACGACGGCUCGGAGCCCUGCGUGGACGUGCUGUUCGGGGACGGGCACCGCCUGCUCAUGCGCAGCGCCCACCUCACCGCCCUGGAGAUGUUUGUCGCCUUCGCCUCCCACGUCCAGGCCAGAGCCGCGGCGGAGAGCGGGGAGAAGCCAGGCGCUGGCCCUGGGCGCUGACGGCGAGGAAGCAGGCGAAAAGCUGACUUUGGCCGAGGGCUGGGCCACUCCCCUGAGAAUUACUGCCUUAGGCGUUCAAGUAACCAUCGGAGGGGUCGGCCGGCCGGGGGCGCCUCAUCCCCUCUGGGCGAGACGGGGUGCGAGGGGUCUGGACGCAGGUUUCUUUCACUUGCUUACCAUCACUUCUCGCUACUUUUGAAUUUGGCUUUUAACCUUUUUUUCUUUUUUAACCGAGCUAGUGCUGUUUUUCAGUCAACCUUUUCAGUAGUUUUUCCCUCUACCCUUUGUGGAAGCUCUACGCGUUCGAUCAUUUUUCCCCAAACUACAAAGGCGUUUUUCUUCUCUUUAUUCCUGGGACAUCCUGUCAUCUGUGUCAUAAACCUUGCAUUUCUGUUUGGUUUUUCUCAACUUGUGUGCUCUUGUAAGUUUACCUACUACCAACUUCCUCCACAUGCCACCAGCAUGCUUUGUGUAAAAUAAAAUUGAUAAGAUAUUUAUGUAUGCUUGCCUCUUCCACCUGCCUUCCCCAUACUUUUUAAAAGGUUGUUCUGGCCUUUUUCCUUGCAUAUUUUAUCUGAGUUCAAAAAUAUUCUGAACUUUUAAAAUCUCUUCAAAACAAUCUCCUCAUUCCCAUUCAUUCUCUUUUAUCCUCAUUCUUCCGUCAUUUUUGCUGUUUAUCUUUCCAAAGCACAUGACCUUAGUUAUCUUAAACCAAUACCUGUUUGACAAAACAGUAUCUGAAGUAGGUUGUUUGUGGGUGUGGGGGAUGUAGGUGUGUUUGAGACAGUUUUGCAGUGCAGUUCAGGCUACCGUGAACUCACUUUGUAACCCAGACUGGCCUCAGACUCGCAGCAAUUCUCCUACCUCAGU
Messenger RNA from Octodon degus (degu), 1222 nucleotides. RefSeq names its product mitochondrial ribosomal protein L53 (gene Mrpl53). The transcript is spliced from 3 exons. Lineage: Eukaryota; Metazoa; Chordata; Mammalia; Rodentia; Octodontidae. Bases 14 to 352 code for a protein of 112 amino acids. The record is from RefSeq and is a predicted model, not a curated record. Gene Ontology annotation, cellular component: mitochondrial large ribosomal subunit.